Molecule: messenger RNA, 555 nt
Organism: Ceratina calcarata
Lineage: Eukaryota; Metazoa; Arthropoda; Insecta; Hymenoptera; Apidae
Gene: mRpS33
Product: mitochondrial ribosomal protein S33
Exons: 2
Coding region: 180-539 (119 amino acids)
Cellular component (GO): mitochondrion
Source: RefSeq, a predicted model, not a curated record
AAUCUUGGGAUUGGACAGAGCGCAAUUGCGCAAUGCUUUACAAGCACUUGCGUUCGCGAAUGUAGUUUGAAAAUAAUCAAAAAGCAUUGUGGAAAGCAUCAAGAUAAAUGCUAAACUUUAACGUAUCGCAUCGUUUCUAACCUUUGCAACCUCUGUAGAUCAUUCGUUAACAUCUGAAAAUGAAUAAAUAUUUGGAACUUGCAAAAGUAGGCACUAGUUAUGCCAACCAUAUGAAUCGUUUGAGUAAUCGCGUGUUCGGCGAGGUAACGAGGAAUACCAAUAGCAAGUCCAUGAAAGUCGUUAAAUUGUUUAGUGAAAAGCCGGUAAAUAGGCGAGCCGAUAUCGUUAGAUAUUAUCCACGGCACAUCGAGACCGAUUUAUUGAUGAAACAUCUCAGAAAUUAUGGAUUGUUCAGAGACGAGCAUCUAGACUUCAAGGAGGAAUACGAGCGUUUAAGAGAACUUCGCGGAAAAAAGAAGUGGAUUCCUCCCCCGUUUAGAAAUAAGAAACAGGAGAAAAAAUCUCAAGCGUCUAAAUAAAUGUACGUCAAAAAAA